Molecule: messenger RNA, 5647 nt
Organism: Bactrocera oleae (olive fruit fly)
Lineage: Eukaryota; Metazoa; Arthropoda; Insecta; Diptera; Tephritidae
Source: RefSeq, a predicted model, not a curated record
AUAUUUUUUUAUUUAUUUUUCCACGCAAUGUUUGAGUAGAUGUGCGUGUGUAUAUGUGUAUGUGUGUUCAUUAUUAUAUGUAGUUACGAUGAUUUGCAGGCAUUUCAAAUAUUUCCACAACAACGAACAAAGUGCAAAUUUCGCAGAAAUUCAAAAUCAAAAUAAACUUUCGCAAAAUACAAUAAUAUUAUAAAAAAUAUAGUGAGUGAGGAAAGAAUUCACCAAAAACGAAAAGAAAACAAAUAAAAAAUUAAAAAGUGAAUAAACUACACAGAGAUGCCGUUGGCUUUCAGCGACUAGCGGCAUUAUUUCUCCUUGCUCAUUUAAGUGGGCGAACAAACUGCCAAAUGCCAUUGAAAUAUUAUUAACUUAUUUAUCACAACACAAAUUUUUUCGCCAACUGCAUGCGUGCGUGUGUGUGUGCAAAUGCCACUUGCGAAUAAACGCGAGCGAAAAGACGGCCUCCAAGCGGCAAAGACAAGUUACCCCACAACAGGUGGCACAUUUUUUGAGAGCGCCAAGCGUAAAUUAAUAAAUAACACAGAAAUUUUGUGACAAAUUGACAAUCAAACAAAAUAGAAAAUAGCAAUUAAUAAACUGUGUAGCAUAUCAAGGUGAAAGCUUAAGUGCGUGUUAGUUUACAAAGCGCACGUGGCCAGGCGCCGGUGAAAAUAUUAGCACACAAAGCUAAUUGCACCGAACUGGCGGUCCUCAGUGAGCGGGAAAUGAUGAAGCACGACGCCGCCACGAAACCUAUAGCCAUUGGUGGACCGAACGCAAUGGCGCCAGCUGCGGGCACGUCCUCAUUAAAGCGCGGCUUGUGGCGCAACCGCAGUGUGAUCGAAACGCCCGUUUGCGCGCGUAGCCCCAUCACGAAAGCUUUUGAUUUUCUGCCUUGGGGGCGCAGCAAAAAGGGUGGCGAUAAAACGCAAACACAAACACAACAGCAACCACUAAAACAACAGCAAAAAGCCCACGCGGUGUCAAUGUUCACGAAGUCAGCAAACAGCAGCGCUGGCGGCAACACAAGUAUCCACAACAACACUGGCAACCACACAAAUACGGGCGCCGAUAAGGACGCGGGUAUACACUAUCACCGAAACAUUUUUCGCAGCGGCGGCGGCCUCAUACGUGACAUACUCGGUGGCGAUAAGUUGAAUAAAGAGAAAGGUACACAGGAGUUGACGCUGAAAAAAUCCAAUCAACGCACAAAACCCAAGCAAGUGGUGGCGCGCAAUAAGAGCCUAGACAUACACGAGCUCAUCAAUACUGUCGAGAAUGAGCUGAGCGCGGAGCGACAGAAAAAUGGACGCAAACAUUUUAUGGACGACACAUUUAUUGAGAAUAUAAUGCGCGCCAAGGAAGCCUAUCGGCAGGCGAAUGACGAACUGUGCGAUGAAGAACAGGCCCGUGAUUACCGCUAUGUGGAUGAGACGAACGAAAACGAAGGUAAUGGACUGCGGCAAGCGCACGAGGAGCAGCACAAGAGCAUUGAACAGCUAAAUUGUACACCUUCGAGCAGCAAUGGCAACACAACUGCUGCGGCGCACGCACCCGCGCGUCACAUACUCUUCAAUGACGAAGACAUUGUGUAUCUGAUAAAGAAAGAGCUGCCGGUCAAGCGCGACAUGAGUAAGACAAAGCGCAAAGUCUCGUGCCAUCAGGCGGAAAAGGAACACCAACAGCAACAGCAACAACUACAACAGUAUCAGCAAUAUCAGCAGCACCAUCCGCAACAACAACAACAGCAAGCGCGGGAGCGCGAACGUGAAAGAGACCGUGAACGCGGACGUGACCGCCACGAACGCAGUGAAAGUGUGUUAAGGGCGCGGCUGAAAUUCAAGAAAUUAACACCGGACGCAACACCGUUGCCGAACCGCAGAUCGACAUCCACACAGAUGCUCAAUCAUAAUCAGUAUCACAAUCAGUGCGAAUACAAUGACGUUGAGUAUGAACAACCGCACGCGCGCAAUUAUCAGCAAUCACGGUCGGUCAAUGACAGCUACACGGCGGCUGGCGAUAACAGUAAGCGCGGCAUACUGCAGCGACAGAAUACUUCACCUGCGCUAAUGAGUCUGGCCGGCGAAAGCGCAAGUGGCAACGGAAAUGGUGGUGGCGCUUAUGAAGAGGAUGCGUCCCAUCACCUGAGUCCGGAAAAUCGUCGGCGCCACCAUCAACUCUACCAGCGCGGCGAGCAACGCGUGCAAUUACAGCGCCGCAAAUCCUUCACCGGCUAUGACAAUGCACAGCUAGGCAACUGCAGCAGUAGUAGUAGUAUGGCGAGUGGUGGUGGCAGUGGUGCUAGUGGCGGAGGUAACACCAACGCGCCAAGCGUUGAACCGCCGCGCGGCGAAAAACCGCGUAAGAAGCUCUCCUUCCGCGAACCGAUUGCGGAUAAACCGCGUAUACGGCGUCGUAGCUCGCCGAUACAGCGUCCGGAAAGUGUUAGCGCUGAAGCUAUAGAGGCUUCUCCGGGUGACAAAGAGUCGAACAAUCGCCUCACUGUCGACGACGCUAGCGCGCAUAAAGUGAGCUGUGAUAAUUUGAGCGCCAGCAGCAACAGCAGCGCUGCCUUAAUGUUAUUACCUGAUAACCGCAAUUACGCUGCUCAGAUUAAUAAUCUUGCCCUGGAUGCGGCGGGCUGCUGUUUUAUGGAUAAAGCGAAUUUAACAAUGGACUUUGAGUCACAAGCGAUGCGUAUUGUACGUACCGUCGGUCAGGCCUUUGAAGUGUGUCACAAAUUUAAUCUUCAUAAGAAUUCCUUGGAUCACAACGACGAACGCUCGGAUGUCUCAUCCGAGUUACUCGAUGUAGAACGCAUUUCGGUACAACAACUGACUGAUGACGAGCUGGAUAAAAAAGAGCCGCUGACCGCUGUGACGGACAUAAAGCCACCGCAAAGACCGAAUCAUCUGGAAUUGGUGCCACAGACUAGUUCAAAUAUGCGCAAGUCACCCAGCUUGUUGACCGCUGACGAAGACAAAUCCCCCACUACACCGUCGUCGCCCAGUCAUGAGAUCAACAAACUAAAGGAUCAAUUGGAGCAGCAGGCCAUACAAACGCGCCAGGCAUUGGCACAGCUGAUGUUGGUACGCGAGCAGCUUAUAUCGGAAACGAAUGCGCGCAUCGAGGCUCAGGCACGCACACAGCAACUGUUGCAGCAGAAUCGCGAGCUGCUCGAGCAUCUGGCAUCGCUGGGCGCCUACAACGAACAACAGGGCGCCGGACUGACUUCGGCCAAUAUCGGCAUGGCACCGCAGCUGCAAAUGUUAUUGCAAGCUACCGGCAACAACAACAACUUGGCCACCAUCAAUCAACAAAUCAACAGCCUUGGCUCCAUCAACCAACAGCUGACAUCGCUCAGUCAUCAGCUGAGUGGUUUGAAUCAGCAAAGUCAGAAUAUACAAAACUUCCAGAAUAUCAACGCUGCGGCAGCGGCUGCUGCGCAACAACAACAACCACAUCAGCAACCCUCACCACCGCCCGUUAGCCAACAGCAGCAGCUGACACCACCCUGUUCGGUUGCCUCGUUACAACAGUCGCAGCUGCAUUUGAAUAUCGCUACAACGGCGAACGCCAACAAUGGCAACAACACCAACAACAACAGCAUAAAUAACAGUAACGCCUGCGGCGGCGGCAGCAGUCCAUUCCCUACCAUGAAUCAAUUGCAUAGCAUAAGCAAUCAGCUACAACAACUCAAUGCACAAACGACGCAGUCGCAGCAAGAUGCGCUAUCGAAGGACCUCUUCCAGGUCAAUCAGGAGCUGUUGAAUCGUCUGCAAGCGCUGAAUUUGGGCGCUAGCAAUGCGAACGCCUUGACGUUGAACACCGGCGCGCCUAUGGCCAGCGCCCAGCAGACGCCGUCGCCGCGCAACUCCUUCUUCUUCGUCAAUCCGAUGUCGUGCAGUCCAGCAAACAACAACAACAAUGCGGGUAAUUUCAAUUUUCUCAGUUCACCGGGCGCGCUGUCGGGCCAGCUGACGCCAUCGCCCAUGAGCACGCUGACACGCAACACAUAUGCGCACAGCCCGCAGCUGCAGCAACAACAACAUGAGGUGGACGCAUUACAACAACAGCUGAGUAGCAUCGAUCAGAACUUGAAUAACUUAAUCGAUGAACAAUUGAUGAAGCCACUAGGCGGUUCGAUGAUAUCGACGUCCUCCAAUGGCAAUAUAGCCGCCGGAAGUCCCUCGGGUACACGCGAAUCCAGUCGCUCCUCGUCGACACUGGACUCGGCGUCACCAUCAUCGCCGCGCGUACGUACCGGCGGCGCCACAAACAACAACAAUGAGCCACGCUUCAAUACCGUUAUGCUGAAAGUGACCGACGAAGCGGGUAAUGUGACGAAUCAGCGCAAGCUCUCGGCCACACCGAGCUUCAUACAGCGCAGUACGAGUGAAAAAGUGCCGAAUCGCAGUCAAAUUAUGAGUCAAGUGCAACGAACGGCCUGGGCGCGUCACACCACCAAAUAACAGUCGGCCACCGGUGGUAGUGGUGGUGUUGGUGGUGAAGAGAGCGUUAUGGAUGCCGUCUUAAUAGAAAUCUAGUUGAGCAUAAGUUGGGCGGGUAGCUGUAGCACAGCGUUGUGGUUUGUGCUGCGACAGUAGUGAAUAACGGUUUUUAGAAAUAAAACUCAUAACAUAGUAUAUAUAUAUAUGGAAGAAUUGGCUGAUAUAAGGCGUUAGUAUACAAAUGAGGGUGGUCCAAAAAUAUAUAAUUAUGUGGGAUUUUUCUUUUUUUUUAUAAAUAACACUCUCAAAGUAGUUUAUUUACCGAUAAAUCGCAUGUAUCGUUGAUGUACGACUUUAGUGUAUAUAUUAGGGUGGUUCAAAAAACAAAACAAAAAUUCGGGAUUUUUAUUACGAUCUUACUCUUAAACUGUACAGCUAUAGCAAAAAUUAUCUCAUAUAAAUUUUAGUGGAUUUUGGAGAAUAUUAUAAGUGUGUGUCCUACAGAGGACAAACUUCAAAUUGUCUCAAAAAAAUAUUUUUCUCAGAAUAAUAUGUGCUGAAAAAGUAAACUAUUACAUUUAGUCGAAGAUAAUAAAUAGAAAUGUUCGUACCAAGCUCCAAAUUAGAACAAAAUCUAAAUUUAGAACUCUCAACGACGCACCCUAAGCAUAUUCGAGCGUCAUUCAACUUUAUAUAUAAUAUUUUCGAGUAUAUUAUUGGAAACACAACUUUUAACCUUUCGAAAAUUCGAUAUACAAUUUUUCUGUUUACAUAUAAGGAUCACCCUAACACAUAUUUAGUAUGCAUACAUGCAUAAAGCUCAUGUUUAGAGUUUAUAAAAAUUACUUUGUAUUAUUAUAAGUCCAUAUAAUAUAUAUAAUGCGAUAAAUUGUUUCAUCGCAAAGAAAUUUCAUAUCUUCUAGACUUAGUCCAAUUAAAAAAGUAAAACUAUAAAAAAUUGUAUUCUUCAUCCAACUAUGUCACAAUUUCAUAUAUCAAAGUUAUUGCUUGUUUUACAAUUUAGUUUUUAAUUUCAGUAUUAAUAUGGAACUUUGUAAAAAAUAUUUUAGUUGUUGGGCGGCUAAAAUAUGUAUUUGAAUCGAACCAAGCUGUUAGAAUAUGGUUUAUCGGAAAUACUAUGUAUAAUUGUUAUAAUAUUUUGAUAAUAAAAUUAAGUAUCGAGUCGUUAUGUUUCA